Molecule: messenger RNA, 1766 nt
Organism: Vitrella brassicaformis
Lineage: Eukaryota; Vitrellaceae
Source: the annotation of a GenBank genome assembly
GUUUUGAGGACUGCCCGUGUGAAAGGCGCGCCAUUCAGCACGCCCUUCUGCCCACUACCAACGUCUUUUCGCGUUUCCCCCUCGUCCAGCCGCACUCCCCCCUUAUUUCCCCCUUCCUCCUUCAACAACGAGCGAUGGGCAGCAUUUGGUGCUGCAACCUGUGCCAACAGAACAAGGAGUCGACCGAUGAGGAGGUCCGCAUCCGCAAGAGCGUCGAGGAGAAAAUCGCCAUGGAGCUCAUCGGCAAUGAGGUCCACCGCAACCCUUCGCAGAACUACCUGCACGGCCUCCUCAACUCCAUGCAGGCCGACUCACGGUUCGGCGCUGGCACGGCAAGCGAGAAGGCGGGCCACGUCAAGCACGCCACCCCCCGACAGGCGGAGCUGCGCACCCAAAUUCAGCUGCCGCCAUCGGACCUCCCCUAUCCCCUCCCGCCCGUCGGCUUUCCCACCAACAACCUCUCGGACAGCGAGCAGCGGUACCUGCUCAUCGAAAUGUACCGCGACUUCAUCGUCGAGCUCUACAGAGGGGUGUACGUCACCCAGCUGACCAGCGCCCGGGACUACUCUGAGAUCCACUGCCAGCUGAAGGACGACCUCACGACACUGACGCUUGACCAGAACACCGGUCGGCUGAUUGAGUUUCCCCUCAAGAGCGCCACACGCGUGUACCAGAUCUGGCGUCGCGACGGGCGGACCCACGAGCUGACGCACCGGACGCUGAGCGAGCGGCGGCACGACCUGAUGGACGGCUCCCGGCCGCAGGACUUCAUCGUCAUUGUCGAGUUCCUCAAGAGGAAACUCGCCUUCGUCUUCCGGGACACCAAACAGGCCGAUCGAUUCCUCGUCUGCAUGGAGCUGCUCAUUCAAGAGGUCAGCCUGCAAGACGGGACAGAGAGGGACGGAGGGAGGCAGUCGUGUGUGUAUGGAUGGUGUGGUUGGUGGUGUGUGUUGUGUUGUGUGCAGGCGCGUCAGCCCAAGCCCUUUGGGUAUCUGUUCGGCACCCCCGGCACCUCCAAGGUCUCCUCUCGCGUGCCCACGGCCCGACACAGCCCGACGGUCGGUCUCACGCCAAGAUGAGCCUGCCCAUGAGCCAUCCAACCCACUCACCCACUCGCUUCAUGCGUGCCCCCUCAUUCACACACAAAUGACUAGAUUGACUGACUCACCGUUUUCUAUAGCCAGCCGCAAGUAAUCGCAAACAAGCCAGACGAUGUGUCCGGCCGUUUUGUAAUUCCCGAGAGAGACCGAUCGCUGCGUGAGUGGGUGUGUGUGUUUUCUUACCUGCGUGAGUGGUUGGUUUUAUUUGUCAUUUGGGCGUGGCGUGUGAGAGAGGGGGAAGCGGAGCGGACGACCUGCCGUGCCGUGCUUUAGUGAGUGCCGUCUCCCUCCCUCUCUGUCUAUCUGCAUACACAUCCAUUAGUGUGAGGGCGUGUGCGGCGCGAUGUGGAUGGAUGGAUGGAUGGACGUGCGGCCGUAUUAAGCAAGCGCCUGGUGAGUGACGGGCCUGUUUGUCUGAGAGAGGUGUGUGAGUGUGUGUGGAUGGCCCAGUCGAAUGUGGCCAUCUGUCUAAUGAACGACGACUUAGUGAGGCCUUUCCUUUCCUUCCUUUCUCUCUCUGUUGGCCGUGGGUGGGUGGGUGGAUGGCUGCAUAUUCGUGUGAGUGUUUUAUAAACCAGUAUAUAAUGUAUGUGAUGCUUUGACACUGACACUGUCAUGUAUGUGUGUAAUUGCAUGUGGUUGAUUGAAUGAAUCACACCCUCGUCU